Molecule: messenger RNA, 2422 nt
Organism: Paramisgurnus dabryanus
Lineage: Eukaryota; Metazoa; Chordata; Actinopteri; Cypriniformes; Cobitidae
Gene: mlc1
Product: modulator of VRAC current 1
Biological process (GO): regulation of response to osmotic stress
Cellular component (GO): endoplasmic reticulum; plasma membrane; cytoplasmic vesicle
Source: RefSeq, a predicted model, not a curated record
CUGGCAGGGCAACACGCUCGACUUUGUUCCGCCCUUUGAACGGUUUCAAAAGUUUUUUAUUGGCUUGGAGCGGGUGAGAGAGAACAAGCAGAAGAAGACUAAGAUAAAGUAACACUUAAACGCAGCCUGUAGACCUGCAUCGCCACAGCACAGGGAACAGGUGGGCUCAGCCAACAUAAACAGCGUGGAAGCUGGAGGCAGCAGUCAUGGAUAUUAGGAUGCAACGAGAAGAGGCAUCAUCCCAGGAGGUGUUCAGCUACGCCCAGAUGUCCACCCUGGAGAGAAACAGUGGGGUGGGGACGCUGAGUCGACAUGUGGAUAGAGAGAGAUUGGAGAGAGACAGCUACACGGUGGAUGUCAGGGCCAGUGACCUGCAGUUGGACAAACCUGGGCCAUUGCAUCCCUGCUUUAGCUACAGAGUCUGGCUAUACAGCGUUGUAAUAGGGAGCAGCUUGCUGAUAGCGGCAGUUUUCUCUCUCUACAUGGGUAAUGUGUUUCCAUCAGCAAUGGAUUACCUGCGCUGUGCUGCAGGAUCGAGUGUACCAGCUGCAGUGGUGAGCUUUGCUAUUGCCAAGAACACACACAUUGCAGUCUCUGAUUUUCAAAUGGUCUUUGUGUCUUCCUUUGCUGUAACAACAACGUGUCUAGUGUGGUUUGGAUGUAAGCUCGCCAUUAGUCCCUCAGCCAUCAAUAUUAACUUUAACCUGCUCCUGCUUAUUGUGCUGGAGGUUUUGACAGCCAGUGCUGUUAUCCUAUCAGCACGCUCGGCUGAAGACUGCUGCAGUCACAUCAAGCCAGUGUAUGGUGGCCCUGUGGUUGUGACCUCGGUGUCGUUCCCCACCCGUCUUUUCAAGGCUUAUGCAGUCAUUGAGGUUAUAGUGGGCAUCUCUACUGUAUUUGGAGGAAUUAUCGCUAUAAAUUUGGGUGCCCUUCUCCCAGAACCGUACCUUUCUGUCACGUUCUUCUGGAUUCUAGUUGCUUGUUUUCCUAGUGCCAUUGCCAGCCAUGUGGUGGCAGAAUACCCCAGCAAGAGCUUGGUGGAAAUGUUGAUUGCUAUAAGUAGUGUGACCUCACCACUGCUUUUCUCAGCAUCUGGGUUCUUAUCCAGCAGUGUGAUUAAUUUCAUUGAGAUCUUUCUGCAUGAUGUGCCAUUAACAAAGCUGUCAUAUGACAUAUUGCUGCUCGUCCUGAUGGGAUUACUGCUGGUACAAGCAGUGCUGACAUUAGCCACAAUAGUACAGUGUGCGUCUUACAAGAGCCAGCUCCACAUUGGAGCACCUGAAUGGGACACUCUACAAUCACCAAGACAUUGUGAGCAGCAGACGUCAAAUGGCACGCUGCGGGAGUUUGACAAAGACAAGGCCUGGAAGGCAGUGGUGGUCCAAAUGGCGCAGUGAGCAAAGAUGCAUGAAUCAGAGGGGACAAGCGAAAAAAAAUAAUAAAUGAAAUACAUGUUUGUGUGUUGUACAAAGAUGGAGGAUGAGAAUAUCAGCAGGAGGAACAGCUGGCAAAGAUGGUGACCGAAGAAACUUGUGGAAGAUGAGAAGAUAUGGAAUGGAUUGCAUCUGGAAUCAUCUUUUUGGUUAUGAAACGUGACCUGCACUGUAAAAAAAAUCUUUGCUGCCUUAAUUUUUUGUUUAAUCAACUCAGAUUUACAAGUUAUUUCAACUUUGACUAUGAGUUGUUAUAACUUAUAAAAUGAAGCUUUUUUCAGCUAUAGUUUAUAAGUUGUAGCAACUCAUCUCUUGUCAAGAUAAAUAAUAGUAAGCUGACAUGAUUUUUAAAUCUGAGUUGAUUCAACAAAAAAAUUUAAGACAGGAGUUUUUUACUGAGUGUCAUAUGUAUGAGCACUAUUUUUUACGUAAUGAUCGUUUAGUUAGCCAAAUUUGAAAAGGCUUUUUGAAAGAUCACUGUUUAUAAUUCACAACCAACCCUGUUCAAAGCAGACGACUCUGGACCAGAUCUGCACCAGAUGCAUUUCGGUCCUGCCGACUUCGGCCCAGAUCCAGUGCGGAUCUGGCCCGAGUCAUCUGCUGUCUGAUACCAGGAAAUUAGAAACAUAUUUGAAAAGUAAAUGGCUAUGCAACAAAUUAUAGCCUAUGCAAAUAAAUUGUGAACAUGCAUGUACAAUCCACAAUAGCCUACUUGUUGCUUUACUGUAGAAACAUGAUAUGUCUUUAUUUCUAACUCACUGUAAAGUACCUUCUUGCAUGUUCAGUACCUCGUAUGACAGAUUCACUUCAUUAGAUUUUAUUUUUGUAUUAUUCAUGUAUGUAAAUUCUACUAUUUGAGGCUAUUGUAGAUCAAUAAAAAUGUUAAUGCUACCGGUGAUAUGUUUAUCUAAUAUGUUCAACAGUAAAUUGAAUAUAAGGCUGGAAAUAUGUUCUUUGUUAUUUUAAUAAUAAAGUUGCCAUUUAGUUUA